AUGUUGUUGGUCUCGGGAGUCUCCGAAGUCUUCUUCGACGUCUUAAUGGCUGAUGUCAAUUUCGCCAUUGCCACUUCGAUAAUUUCCACCACGGCAACGAAAUGUGGAUUCGAACCGUCUUCGAUUGGAGUCCUUGUGGCUAGUGAUUGGAUUUUUUCCAUCUGCUGGACGUGUUUGACGACAAUGUUGUUGGUCUCGGGAGUCUCCGAAGUCUUCUUCGACGUCUUAAUGGCUGAUGUCAAUUUCGCCAUUGCCACUUCGAUAAUUUCCACCACGGUAAUGAUGGUUUCAUGGAUGUUGCAGCAAUUCCAAAUGGAAACUUACGGUUCGAAGCGUGGCGGCGAUAUCCUUCUCCAUGAGCUUCCCCUCGACGUAGUAGCCAUGAGUGAAGGCUGCCGUCUGCGGCGGCUGGUUGCCGCCGUGGAGCAGCACGCUCCAUCCGAACGGCGCCGCCGCGUGGCUCGCGUGGUGUGUACUCGAAUUGAACCGCAAGUACAGUCCGUGGUACAUGCCGCCGAGUGUGACGCGAUCCGGCUUCUUCGUGGGUCCGAUGACAGCAGCGAGCAACGCAGCAGCCGCGAGGAACUGCUGCUUCUCCUUCACCCACGUUUUCUUCUGUUCGUCAGUCAUAUCGCAGUCGAACUUUUCAAAAUUGUCUCCCCAUCUCGUGAUGCCGAACAGGGAUUUUUCAGUUCCUGUGUAACCUAUUUCCUGGAGAAUGGUUCUGUUACCGGAUGGGAACUGUCUGCCAGGAAAGACCUUGGCCCAAAGCGAACCUGGUGGGCUGUUACACUUCUGGGGAGCGUUGGUCUCACCACUUGGUAUUGGGUCGACAGGACUUUCUACUUUUUUUCGAAUCCAUUGCAAACUUCAAUCACAGUCGUGGAAUCCAGAGGAUUAGUUCUACCCGAUGUGACGGUCUGUACCAGGCACCGAUUCAAUAUGACUAAAGUCAGGAAUUUGUGGAGGCGGAUAUCUGGGCAUGAUGAUGUUCCGCCUACAGCGGAUUUAGACCUUCUGGAUUACGUAAAUCCUGAUCAAUUUUGGGAACUGGUUGCCUACACUCUUGAAGAACUGGUGGUUGAAUGUAAGUACAUGCAGUAUUUGGAUUGUCUUCAUCCUAAGUUUUGGACCCCUGUUAUGACCGCACAUGGGAAAUGUUUCACGUUGAUGGGGUUGCAAAGCUGGAUUUCGGGAGAGAAGUUCGGUGUAAAAUUGAGACUUAAUGCUACUCCGGAUUUGAUAGCGAACAGAGUAGGAUACAUGUCCAUCAGAUCUGGCUGGGUGGUCUCGGUACACCCGAAGGGAGUUCCGCCCGAUAUUCUUCUUCUAGAGAAAAGUGUAGUGAACGUUCCAAGUCUUUUCACGGAGUCAAACGGAAGCCGUUAUGAUAUUGCGUUGCAUUCAAGAAUUUCCAUCAAGGUUUCCCACUUUGAAAACAUUCCGGUGGGUCAAACCCCAUGCGUUUCUGACCCUGAAUACAAUUACGAAAAUUGUAAGGUGCAUUGCCUGAAUCAGUUCGUGGUGAAUAAUUGCGGUUGUAGAAUGAGCUUCAUGCGGAAUGUUGAAGCUCCACCCUGUCUCACAAGAGAGGAAGUUGUGAAUGUUACGAAUUACCUCGACGGGGUUUACUUCAACGGAACAUGGAACAUGUCAAUGUGCGACUGUCCUCAACAAUGUGUUGAAACGGUUUACAAAGUUUCAGUGGACUCGACAAAAAUGAAACCGGUGCCUGAAGGAAAAGGCAAUGAAUCGUUCAAAUUUUUCCAUUGCAAGCGAAUCUGUGAAAGAAAAAUGGAGUGUUUGAUUGGAAUAGCUUUCAACGAUUUUGCGGUUCUCGCGUCUGAAAUGAACGCUGCUCAGAGCAUCCUCCUGAUGAAGGCUGAAGAAGACAAAAUGUUCAAGUUGGAUGAUCGACUCUUGAUGGGAGUAUGCGGAGAAGCCGGCGACUCGAAGCACUUCGCGGAAUACAUCUCCAAAAAUUUGACGCUUUACCGCAUGCGGAAUGGAUAUUCCUUGGACGCCCAAAGGGCGGCUCAUUUCACGCGGAAAAAUCUAGCCGACUACUUGCGUCGGAGUCCUUACAAUGUCAACAUGCUCAUCGCUGGGUAUGACGAGAAAACCGGUGGGGAGAUUUAUUUCCUGGAUUAUUUGGCAACACUUUCAAAGCUUCCUUUCGUGGCCCAUGGUUACGGAGGUUUGUUCUCGUUGUCCGUGAUGGACCGGUAUUACAAACCGGAUGCGACAAAAGAGGAAGCUGUCGAAAUUAUCAAGAAGUGCAUCAAAGAAGUUCAUCAGAGGUUGAUCAUCAAUAUGCCUAACUUUCAGUUGAGGUGCGUUGACAAAGACGGUGUUACGGAUUUGGGUGUUAUCAACGCAGCUGACCUGAAAGUGCCGAAUAUCGGCGAAGCUUCAAGUGCAAGCGCUAGUUGGUGUGUUAAGAUAUCAAUGGCGGACGCUGCUGCGUUGGAGGAGAUAAGAAAAACGUUCUUGGACCUUUGCGAAUCUUCUCCAGAGGGUCUGAGUAACAGUGUUCUUGAUGCAAACAUGAAGGGGAUCGACCCGAAACUCCGUGUCACUGCUAUCAACAAACUCCUCGGAUCUGGUCUUGUUGAAGUUCUGAAGAAAGGGAAAGAACUUUUUUACCGGAAGAAAGCCCCAGUGAGUGCGCAGGAAGCAGGAACACUUCGUAGCAUUCAAGACAAGGAAGAGCGGUUAAUAUACAAGUUGAUCGCGAAUGCGGGAAACAAAGGAGUGUGGUUGCGAGAUUUGCGAAAUGCUUCGAAUCUCGCUCUUACACAAGUGACAAAAUUGCUUAAAUCUCUCGAGGGAAAAAAGCUCGUCAAAGCCAUCAAAUCGGUUUCGGCCGCGAAGAAAAAAGUGUACAUGUUGUAUGAUCUGGAGCCUGACCAGUCAUUGACUGGAGGUGCUUGGUACUCGGACCAGGAAUUUGAGUCAGAAUAUGUGGACGUUUUGAUGGAUCAGGUUGCCAAAUUUCUUGCAAGAAAAGCUCAGAACUCCAAAGAACGCAACUCUGCGAAUGGGCCUCUGGCUGUUCUCAAUGGAUCCUACGUCACAGUUGCUCAAGUUCAUAACUACAUUGGUGACUUGGGCAUUAGUAAAGUGCGUUUGACUCUUCAAGAAGUUUCUUCAAUACUGGAAGCUCUGAUUCUGGAUCGAGUUGCAGAGCGCGAAAUGGCCUUAAUAGAUGAUUUGGAUGAGAUCCGAGAAGAAAACGGUGAGAAAGAAGCAGACGAGAAGGAAAUUUCGGAGAGAAAAUACCGUGCUGCCACAGAAUUGCUACCUUCGCCGGGAUUGGUUCGAACACCUUGCGGAAUGUGUCCAGUUUUCGAUAGGUGCUCGUAUGUCGGAUCUGUGACUCCCUUGAAGUGCCACUAUUUCAAGGAUUGGCUUAAUGAAUGAAACGAGCGAUCCUGUUCCAGUGUGGAAGCGAUGUGCAAUUGUCGUACCAACGCCCUUAGUUUCUUUUAAC
Molecule: messenger RNA, 3493 nt
Organism: Notodromas monacha
Lineage: Eukaryota; Metazoa; Arthropoda; Ostracoda; Podocopida; Cyprididae
Source: the annotation of a GenBank genome assembly